UAAUUCCCAGCUUCUCAUCACCAAGCUCCAGCAAGCAGUCAAGCAACAACCAGCUAGCUCUAAGCUGCAGCUUCGUCCUUGCUCUCUUCUAGAGCUUCGUCUCGACCACAAAUUAAGCGCACCUCUGCACGUCUCAAACUAAGUCGUACGCCAGCCAUGGGCAGCUUGGACACCAACCCCACCGCCUUCUCUGCCUUCGGCGAUGAGGCCGGCUUCCAGCCCCUCAACCCCGAGGACGUCCGCUCCUACCUCCACAAGACCGUUGACUUCAUCUCCGACUACUACAAGUCCGUCGAGUCCAUGCCCGUGCUCCCCGACGUCAAGCCGGGCUACCUCCAGGAUGAGCUCGGUGCCGCGCCACCCAGUUACUCGGCGCCAUUCGAAGUCACCAUGAAGGAGCUCAAGGCCUCUGUCGUCCCCGGCAUGACGCACUGGGCUAGCCCCAACUUCUUCGCGUUCUUCCCAUCGACGAACAGCGCUGCGGCUAUCGCCGGUGACCUCAUCGCCUCAGCGAUGAACACCGUUGGGUUCACAUGGCAGGCGGCGCCGGCGGCCACCGAGAUGGAGGUGCUGGCGCUAGACUGGCUCGCUCAGCUCCUGCGUCUGCCCACGAGCUUCAUGAACCGCACCAGCGCCGGACGUGGCACCGGUGGUGGUGUCAUCCUCGGGACGACCAGCGAGGCCAUGCUCGUCACGCUCGUCGCGGCCCGUGACGCUGCUCUGCGUCGGAGUGGGUCUGACGGCGUCUCCGGGCUCCCGCGCCUGGCUGUGUACGCCGCCGACCAAACUCACACCACGUUCUUCAAGGCAUGCCGCCUCGCCGGUUUCGAUCCAGCCAACAUCCGGUCCAUCCCCACCGGCCCAGAGACGGACUAUGCUCUCGACCCGACCAAGUUGUUGCAGAUCAUGCAGGCAGACGUUGACGCCGGCCUCGUGCCAACCUACAUAUGUGCGACUGUCGGCACCACAUCGUCCAACGCUGUUGAUCCUGUUGGAGCCAUUGCUGAUGUUGCCGCCCUGUUUAAUGCAUGGGUUCACGUCGACGCUGCCUAUGCCGGUAGCGCGUGCAUCUGCCCUGAGUUCCGGCACCACCUGAACGGCGUGGAGCGCGUGGACUCCAUCAGCAUGAGCCCGCACAAGUGGCUGCUCACGUGCCUAGACUGCACAUGCUUGUGGGUGCGCAACACGCAUCGGCUCACCGACUCGCUGGAGACCAACCCGGAGUACCUCAAGAACGACGCCAGCGAGUCCGGCACCGUCACUGACCUCAAGGACAUGCAGGUCGGCGUCGGCCGCCGCUUCCGCGGGCUCAAGCUCUGGAUGGUCAUGCGCACCUACGGCGCCGCCAAGCUCCAGGAGCACAUCCGUAGCGACGUCGCCAUGGCCAAGAUGUUCGAGGAGUCCGUGCGAGCCGACGACCGGUUCGAGGUGGUGGUGCCGAGGAACUUCGCGCUCGUCUGCUUCAGGAUCAAGCCCCGUGGCGCCAUGACAGAGGGGGACGCCGACGAGGCCAACCGCGACCUCAUGGAGCGCCUGAACAGGACCGGGAAGGCUUACCUGGCGCAUACGGCGGUCGGCAAUAGGUUCGUGCUACGGUUCGCGGUCGGUUCAUCGUUGCAGGAAGAGAGGCAUGUCCGAAGUGCGUGGGAGCUCAUCAAGAAGACGACCACUGAGAUCUUUAAGGAGUAGUAUCAGCAAGUAUAUGCAUACAACAUAUCUAUAAUGCAUGAUGACUUAUUUGUAUAUUGAGAUGUUUGAUUCUUUGUUGUUUUGCCGAAGGGUGGAAUAAAGUUGAUAUUUUUCUUGAAUAAUCGGGUGCCAAUAUGGUUAACCAAGAACAAAGUAUGUAAUUCAUCAGGUACUGUUAAAAGGGAAACAUAGCUAACAUUUG
This is a messenger RNA of Phragmites australis (common reed), 1891 nucleotides long. Its product is annotated as tryptophan decarboxylase 1. Gene Ontology annotation, biological process: amino acid metabolic process. Lineage: Eukaryota; Viridiplantae; Streptophyta; Magnoliopsida; Poales; Poaceae. Bases 157 to 1689 code for a protein of 510 amino acids. The record is from RefSeq and is a predicted model, not a curated record. Gene Ontology annotation, molecular function: pyridoxal phosphate binding; carboxy-lyase activity. The transcript has a single exon.